This is a messenger RNA of Megalobrama amblycephala (Wuchang bream), 2105 nucleotides long. RefSeq names its product nucleolar protein 9. Gene Ontology annotation, molecular function: RNA binding. Gene Ontology annotation, biological process: endonucleolytic cleavage in 5'-ETS of tricistronic rRNA transcript (SSU-rRNA, 5.8S rRNA, LSU-rRNA); ribosomal small subunit export from nucleus; endonucleolytic cleavage in ITS1 to separate SSU-rRNA from 5.8S rRNA and LSU-rRNA from tricistronic rRNA transcript (SSU-rRNA, 5.8S rRNA, LSU-rRNA). The record is from RefSeq and is a predicted model, not a curated record. Lineage: Eukaryota; Metazoa; Chordata; Actinopteri; Cypriniformes; Xenocyprididae. Gene Ontology annotation, cellular component: nucleolus; 90S preribosome; preribosome, small subunit precursor.
UGUUAAUAAAUAUUUAUGAGCUCAUUUCCACAUCAAACCAUCGACAGGACUUUUAUUUGCGAAGCCGCUGCUGUACGUCAUCACGCUACACUUACGUCAUCACGCUGCGUCGCCUGCAGUGCGUACACAUGUGAGCAGAAGACUCUGAUCAAGGUGAUGUUGGAGAAGAUGGAAGCCAAAGGUCAAAGGUCAGUUAAGGGUGGACAGAAGGGUCAUAAACGGCCGGUUCAGGGGACGAGGAAACCUCGGCUGGACGGCACGGCGGUCGGCUACUUCCGGCGCGUCAGUGACCGACUGAAGGAGGGAUUCACGGAGGAGGAGGAGAAAGGUGUGUUUGUGCACAAUGUGCUGUCGGAGGUGAAGGGCAAAGCCGCGCUCGUGGCCGUGGAUAUGACCGGCAGUCUGGUGCUGGAGAAGCUGCUGCCGCUGGCCAGUCCCGCUCAGGUGGCGGAAGUGCUGGCAGAGCUGGGUGGAGAGACGGGGUCAGAGUUCAGAGGCGUGGCGUGCGAUCAGUGCGGAGGUCACGUGAUGGAGAGCGCAGUGAGGCAGGCUCACAGGUGGACAGAGGAGGAUCCUGCGCAGGAGGGGUCUGACGCCACAGAGGCCGGUGAGGAGCAUUGUGGGAUGCUGGAGGCUCAGGUGCAGCGUCUGUGUGGAGUCGUCAGGGAGAACAUCGUGCAGUUCGCCAAGGAUCCGUACGGAUCGCACGUGCUCCGGACGCUCGUACAGGUGCUGAGCGGCUGCUUGACUCGAGAAGCUCCCGGCGCUCAGAAAGCCAAGAAGAACAAAAACUGUGAAAGUGAGAUGAUGGAUUUCGAGAUUCCCACAUCGUUCUGGUGGGAGCUGAAGCAUCUGGCCGACUGUCUGAUGGAAAACAUCAACGUCUGCGUGUCGAACACGAGCGCCUGCGCGGCUCUUCAGACGCUGCUGACCGUGUGUCACCGGAAGAGACCCAUACUGUGCAAGAAGCUCAACAAGGGCAUCAUGGGAUACCUGACGUCACUCAGCUCGGCUCCUGGAGUCAGUCCGCUGCUGGUGUUCAUGAAGGACCCGUCCGACAGUCAUCUCCUCCAGACCGUCUUCAGGUUCUCCCAUAAAGCUCUGCUGCGUGACGUCUACAGGAACCACCUGAGAUCGCAGCUGAUGCCUCUGGCUCUUCAUCCCAUCGCACACUUCCCCGUCCAGAGCCUGAUCGCAGCGUCCGCCCCCUUCAGACUGUUCCUGAAGAUCUUCGACGAGUUGAUGGAGGGGUUCGAGGCCAUUCUCGCCGCGGGUAACAUGGGGGUCGUAGUGCAGAUGGCGGAGAGCUGCGCGCAGUGGGAGGACAGGCAGAGCGUGCUGCUGCAGCGCCUCCUGCAGGCCUUUCACUGCAGUGAACCGGCGUCGCUGCAAGUUUCCUGUCUGCCUCUCUUCCUGUCCUUCCUGGCGUAUGAAGUGUACUACCACACCGAGCCAGCAGAGGGCGCCGCCGUCACACAGUCUUCCCAGCAGGCUCUGUCCGUAUGUUAUCACGGCUCUCGGCUGGUUCAGGCUCUGGCCGGCUUCAGAGAGCGAUCCGUGCUGAUGAACAGCCUGCACGAGCUGAGCCCCGCCGACCUGCUGACCCUCGGCACCGAUCCCAUGGGCAGCCGCGCGCUCCAGGCGCUGGUGACGUCCGGCAGCGAUAAGGGCCGAGGGAAGAUCUUGAGGAAGAUGCAGGACAUGUACGUGGAUCUGGCCUGUUCGGCGUGCGGCAGCCGUCUGCUGGAGGCCGUGUGGAGCAGCGCCACCGUCAGUCAGAGGCAGAGCAUCGCAGAGAGACUCGCCCCCAGUGAGAGUCGGCUCCGCUCGCAUCAGUUUGCACGACACAUUUGGGCCAAAUUCGGCCUGACGUCGUUCCUGAAGCGCCGCCGCGACUGGCUGGAAGCGCAGACGGGAGAUUCGAAGAAGAGGAAGAUGUUCAGGGAUAUUCUGGAGUGACGGAGUUCAUUAACAGACACUUUCCUCAACUCCUGUGGAUGUUUUAAUCAUUCCAACUGAACGACGCCAUCAGAGACUCGUUUACUAAUGAGGAAUUUUCAUUCAACCCUUGAAGAUGCGUUUUAUUAAUAAAAACAUCAAAAAUG